CGCGAACAAAACUCGAGUUUUUUUGAAAUUUACAUCAGGCUACAGGACAGUGAGUACAUUAAAGACGGUCUUCCUAAAGAUUAUCGUUGCAUCCAGCCACAGAACCUACAUUCCGUGAAUCUUUACACCUCCUGCUUCCUCACGAACUUGGUGGCAAAGAACUCUCCUGCCUUUCGAUCCCGUCGUAUCGCCAGCAAAACUCUUCUAAGAUUUCAUCAUGACACUGGAAAGGUCUCGAAAGCUUCCAGUGAGGCAAUUUCCUAGACAAUCAACCCAACAGUGUCCCCAGACUGGUUUGAAGAAAACAAGAUCUGGCCGGUCGCUAUCGCCUCUCGACAAUCAAUGUAAAGAGUCUGAACUCUACGAGGCUACAGCCCUCCCAAGAAGCGAGGGUUCUCCAAGCAAUGACGAUGAUGCAAUCAUCAGCACCAACGAACAUCUAGAGUCUCAAGAGAAUAUCAUUUCGUGCUGCCAAUUAUCUCUGAAGCAAAAAAUCAAUCUACAGCAACUUUUGAGAGAGAGAUUCGGUCGUUGGGCUGAUGGGGUAGAAUACACUGCGCCGCCAAAGGACAGAUUGCCGCCGCGAAAGCGUUUCAGAACAUCACAAUGGCAGUCGGGUCUUCCAAGAGCCGACGAAGGGAGUCACAGUGAGGAGGAGUUCGUUAUAAUCUCUCACCCAACGUGCAGACAAGGCUUCUUUCAUCUUGCUUGCCCAUUUUACAUCCAUGCACCCGACAAACAUCAGAAAUGUCUUGUCGAACAAGAUCUAUCCUCCAUUGAAGCUUUGAUCAAGCAUCUUUUACGGCAACACGACAAGCCUCUGUAUUGUCGUACAUGCUGGAAGACUUUUGAAACGUUGAUUGAUCGAGACAACCACGUCUUGGAGAACGCAUGCAAAAGAAUCGAUCAAGAGGCAUCGAUAGGGCUGACUGAAAGUCAAAAGGUGAGACUGAUCAAGAGAGAUCGGUAUGAGUUGGGAGAAGCACGUCGUUGGCGUCGUCUUUGGUCUACGGUCUUCCCAGGUAGAGAGCAGCCUCGAUCUCCAUACCUUGAUCGGGAUGAGGGGCUGAAAGUUUCCAUGGUGAGGGAUUUCUGGAUGGUCGAUGGUCAGAAAGUCGUCUCUGGCUACCUUGGAGGACUGGGAAGUCAUGCUGAUGGGAACAACGUAAGAAAUGAUACUAUCUGCCAGGACGCGUUGCGUGGUCUGGUAGACUGGGCACUGACAGGGGAUAGCCAUUCUGCAAUUCUGUCUUCGGAUAGCUAAUCUCGCAAUCCAGAGGGAAGAGUUAUGGACGCUUGGAUGAUAGUCACUGAACCUGGCGUUCUUUGUGAUGGGCUUCAUGUGGUUGUUAAAGCCCUUGUUGGUCUCAGUUCUCCAUCCAUUUGAACUGCCAUGAGAUUUCAAGCUGUUUAUAGCGCACCUCGAAUCUUUAUGUAGGAGUUGAACUUGAAAUUUGCGGCCUUUGUAGGGUCCUCCUUUGUACUGAUAGCUUGCUGUGAGAACUUCACAGCUGUCCUUAACCAUCAAAUAAAAAGCAUACUGCGUUGGAACUAA
Molecule: messenger RNA, 1555 nt
Organism: Fusarium verticillioides 7600
Lineage: Eukaryota; Fungi; Ascomycota; Sordariomycetes; Hypocreales; Nectriaceae
Exons: 1
Coding region: 218-1264 (348 amino acids)
Source: RefSeq, a predicted model, not a curated record